AUGGAGUUGAGCGGAGAUCAGUGUUACGGAUUCCAGGGUAUCCUUGGCCCUGAAACAACCCUCAAUCUUGACGCGAUGGUCGUUUACGCCGAUGCUGCCCCGUCCCUGGCGGGGAGCACGAUCAUGCUCACGAUCUUGGCCCUGAUCACUUUCGGAUUGCGGGUCUACUGCAGAUUAUCGCGUAGGUCGUGGGGUACAGAGGAUUGGAUCAUGAGUGCAGCAAUGAUACCCUUUGCGGUCCUUGUCGCAGGCUGUAUUGGAGGUGCCUUCAGUGGAAUCGGCGCGAAGAAUGCGACGCUCGCCAAACCUGGUAACGAAAAGUACUCCGCAGAAGGAAAGAAGUUCUUCCUCAUCUUUGAAGUUGGCUAUUGCGCUGCCAUCAUUCCAAUCAAGCUGAGCAUUAGUUGGAUGUUGAUUCGAGUUGCUCAGGGACGCAAGGCGUAUCUCUACGUGCAAUAUGUGGUCAUCGCAACAUUCGUGUCUAUGAACUUCAUUGCUUUGAUCUUCAUCUUGACUAACUGCAUCCCCGUCGAGGCUGCUUGGAGCGCCAAGGCACUUGCGAAUGGAGGUCACUGCAAGCCCAGCUACGUUCUUGCCGAUGUUUAUUACGCCUGUACCGCCGUCAACAUCGUCACUGACUGGAUCACUGCCUUCCUGCCGGUCCCCUUGCUCUGGAAUGUGCAAAUCAACCGCAACACCAAAAUCUCGAUCGUCGGCCUGAUGGGUCUCGGUAUCUUUGCCUCACUAUCAGCAUGCGUGCGACUCAAAUACACCGUCGCACUAACCAACCAAAACGACUACCUCUACGGCGUCGCAGACGUGGUCAUCUGGGGAUUCGCCGAAAACAGUAUCGGUAUGAUCGUUGGAAAUGUCGCCACUCUCCGCCCGCUGCUUCGCGUCCUCCGCGACCGCAAGACCUCCGACUAUAAGAAUUACCACCAAUCACCGGGAUACAGCUCGCAUCGCACCGGCGGAAUGAUGAAUUCACGGAACUACGAGCUCAACGAGAACGUCAAGGGUCUGAACCAUAUGACUACCACCUCGGCUAUCGAUCACAAUCCUCGGGGUAGCCUGAGUGAUGGGGAUAGUCAGAAAGAGAUCCUUGAUAAUGGUCAACGGCCUGGCGAGGCUGAUAUUGUUGUCAGUCGGCAGAUUCACGUUGCGUAUAACUAA
Penicillium olsonii is the source of this 1173-nucleotide messenger RNA. NCBI's taxonomy places the organism in Eukaryota, Fungi, Ascomycota, Eurotiomycetes, Eurotiales, Aspergillaceae. The record is from the annotation of a GenBank genome assembly.